AUGUCCAGUCAUUGUCUCACUAUGAAGAACAACGCAAUGCUUGAGAAUAGGCAGAACAUCAAGAUUAUUCUUCUGAAGUUACACGACGUUCGCUCCUCAACUGGUGCCGCACUUGAACAGCACGAAACCCAUGCCCACCGGCAGCUCGAUGCGGCCGAUACAUUUGAUUUGCUGACAGAUGCACCACUUCUAGAACAUCACUUGACAAAUUCCAGAGAGAGAGUUGGACCAAGCUUGUACCGCUCGGCCCUGGAGUUCAUUACAACUUUUUCUCCGCAUGAUGCGUCGGACAAGAUUGUGCAAUUGCGCUCAUCGUGUGGCCAGGCCUUGUUCGAUAAGUGCAAAAUGACGACAUCGAUCUUUUCGGGGUAUAACCGGAAGGACCCUCCCCAAUUCUAUCACCAAUUGCGUCCCGUUUCAGCUGUAACUGCCAGCUGUACGCCGAUGCGCAGCAGAACGGCUCAAGCGGCGUGCGAUCGCGUCCCCAUACACGCCGUCUUCAGUUGUCGAUUGAAAAGAAAGGGCAUCGCGUGUGCUAACAAGAACUACAAUUCAAUUUAUAAGUCCACGAUGCCGAAGUAG
Messenger RNA from Suillus subaureus, 582 nucleotides. RefSeq lists its product as uncharacterized. Lineage: Eukaryota; Fungi; Basidiomycota; Agaricomycetes; Boletales; Suillaceae. The record is from RefSeq and is a predicted model, not a curated record. The transcript is spliced from 2 exons. Bases 1 to 582 code for a protein of 193 amino acids.